GGAAGGAGGCUAGCAUGCCCUGGCCGACACCAAGGAAGAAGCCCACACCGAGGCCAGCUCCCUUUCCAAGCUCUCAAGAGUUUGCAGAGGGACGAUGCCCUCCCUGCCCCCUCCCCCAGGAGGCCUAGGGUGGUACCGUCGCAGCCUUGCCUCACCUCACCACCCCCCCUUAGUGCUGUGGGAGGGAGAGGAGCCCCAGAAGCCCUCCCUUCCCUCCUCCCCCCCUCUUCCCCCCCACCCGGGGAGGGCUGCUACAAUUUGUGGUUACAGCUUUACACGUCAGAAAAAAAAAAAGUUUGCAGAAUGUCCCACACCGAAAAAAAAAAUGCGAAACCGAGAGAAAAAAACCUGCGAGUGGGCCUGGCGGAUGGGAUUAUUAAAGCUUCGCCGGAGCCGCGGCUCGCCCUCCCACUCCGCCAGCCUCUGGGAGAGGAGCCGCGCCCGGCCGGCCCGGCCCCCAGCCCCAUGGACCUCCGAGCAGGGGACUCGUGGGGGAUGUUAGCUUGCCUAUGCACGGUGCUGUGGCACCUCCCUGCAGUGCCAGCUCUUAAUCGCACAGGAGAUCCAGGCCCUGGCCCCUCCAUCCAGAAAACUUAUGACCUCACCCGCUACCUGGAGCAUCAACUCCGAAGCUUAGCUGGGACCUACCUGAACUACCUGGGGCCCCCUUUCAACGAGCCUGACUUCAAUCCUCCUCGGCUGGGGGCAGAAACUCUGCCUAGGGCCACGGUCAACUUGGAAGUGUGGCGAAGCCUCAAUGACAGGCUGCGGCUGACCCAGAACUAUGAGGCCUACAGUCACCUCCUGUGUUAUUUGCGUGGCCUCAACCGUCAAGCUGCCACAGCUGAACUACGACACAGUCUGGCCCAUUUCUGUACCAGUCUCCAGGGCCUGCUGGGCAGCAUUGCAGGUGUCAUGGCAACUCUUGGCUACCCAUUGCCCCAGCCUCUGCCAGGGACUGAGCCAGCCUGGGCCCCUGGCCCUGCCCACAGUGACUUCCUCCAGAAGAUGGAUGACUUCUGGCUGCUGAAGGAGCUGCAGACCUGGCUAUGGCGGUCAGCCAAGGACUUCAACCGGCUUAAGAAGAAGAUGCAGCCUCCAGCAGCUUCCGUCACCCUGCAUUUGGAGGCCCGUGGUUUCUGAUCUCUGACCCUUAACUCCUGCAGCUCCAGCCCCAGUCAGCUGUGCUUCCAUCGUGGAGUGAAAAAUCCUGUAUACCAACAUUUGUUGAGCCAGGAGACAGACCAUGGGAGCUCUGCUCUCCUCAGCCUUGGAUGGGGAGUGUAAUUUAAUAAGCCCUCCAGCUCCUAGGGUCUGGGGAAAAGGUCCAGUAGGCACCAAGAGGUAAUGCCUGAGGGAGUCAAAUGGCUCAGUGGGUAUAAAGGCUCUCCCUGCCUCCUGCUUUCUGCUUGCCACUUGCCAGUAUCCACUCAGUUCCUCAUGUGGCACUUGCAGAAACACACCUGGAGGGCAUGGGUGGGGGUCACUGUAGCAUGUGCCUUUCUGAGAUAAGGCCCCUUGGUUUCCUUCCCUCUCCUUGGAUGGGUUUUGCUCUCCUACCCCAAUAACUACAUAUCCAGUUCAGGAAACAAAUCGACCAGUCUAAAGAAGAGUGUGAUAGUAAGUGGAGGGGUAGGGUCUAUGCUGGAGGUGGCCUAGAAACCAGAAGAUGUAAUUCUAAAAGAGAAGGGCAGGGACAGACCAGACCUAGAAGUCACCAGGACAAUUGGUGACCCAGGGCGGAAAACAAAAGCCAUGUUGAACAUUAA
Messenger RNA from Grammomys surdaster, 1769 nucleotides. It is a transcript of the gene Clcf1, whose product is annotated as cardiotrophin like cytokine factor 1. The record is from RefSeq and is a predicted model, not a curated record. Lineage: Eukaryota; Metazoa; Chordata; Mammalia; Rodentia; Muridae. The transcript has 3 exons. The coding region runs from base 304 to 1143 and encodes 279 amino acids.